AUGACCCGGCCGUCUUCUACCUCGGUGCCGACGCCACCGCCGGCGGAGGAGCUACACUCGGGGGCGGCGAUCGACGUCCUCACUGGGGACGACCUCCGCGACAUCUUCCGCCGCCUCUCCCUCGCCGACCUCCUCCGCGCCGCCCUAGCCUCUCACCGCUGGCGCCGCGUCGCCGCACGUUGCCUGCCCCGCGCCCCUCCCCUCCUCGGCUACUUCUUCCACCCCGUCAACACCGCUCCCCCGCCGCCCAUCGGGAUCGAGGAACCUGCGCCAGUCCACUACGACGCCGUGUUCGCUCCCCUCGACGCCUCCUCGCCGCGCCUCUCCCUCGACUUCGCCCCUGAGGCCUCCCGCUUCGAGCUCUACGACUGCCACCAAGGCCUCCUGCUUCUGCAGCCGACCGGGUCGCUCCCCAAGUGCAUCAUCCCCCGCAUCCUCGUCCUCGACCCUGCCACCCGCCGUAGCGUGCUUCUCCCGCCGCCGCCGCGCGACACAGUCCCCGACGACCGCCGCUGGCGCAGCUCAAGGUUCUACGUCGGCUCCGCGCUGCUCUCCCGCGCGCACCCGAGCAAGCUCUGCUUCGAAGCCGUCUGCUUCGCCAUCGACGACGGGCACCCGCGCGCUUGGGUCGCGUCUGUCGACAACGGCGAGUGCCGCUGGCGUGCGCUCCCGCGGGACGAGGACGUCGCGGUCGAUUUUCAUCCCAAGUGGUUCGAGGGCCGCUGCGUGCACGCCGCCGGGAAGAUGUACUGGCACAUCUGCAACUCCGAUCGCCUGCUCGUGCUAGACCCUGCCUCGCUGCGCUUCUCCUACCUGCUGGCGCCGGCAGAGCUGGCGGAACACUACUGCACGUACCGCAUCGGGGAGACGCCGGAGGACGGGCGGCUCUGCAUCCUGGCCGUGGCGAACAGUUCGUGGCUGCAGCUCUGGGUGCGCGGCGGCGAGGCCAACAAGUGCAGCGACAACGGGUGGCUUGUCGAGAGGGAUAUCCUGCACAUGCGCGUAGUGUGGGAGGCGGUUCCAGGCCUGCCCACGGACAUGGCACAGAGGAUCUUCUGCGUUUGGCCCAGCGACAUGGACGCCGGCCGCACCGGCAAGGCCUUCAUCAGGACCUUUGGAUACGGCCGCUACUCGUUACAUCUGGACACCGGCAAGAUCGAGCGCCUUGCAACGACGGAUGGCAAGGACUACGGGGACCCAAUCUGCGCCUACUUCCUUGCGUGGCCGCCUGCGUUCCUCGCUCCCGAGUACUACUGA
Molecule: messenger RNA, 1257 nt
Organism: Lolium rigidum
Lineage: Eukaryota; Viridiplantae; Streptophyta; Magnoliopsida; Poales; Poaceae
Exons: 1
Coding region: 1-1257 (418 amino acids)
Molecular function (GO): protein binding
Source: RefSeq, a predicted model, not a curated record